UCUGCGUUGGGCGGUCGAGGCGUUCGCAUCUCGGACAGCAAACUGAAAGGCUACUGCUGAAUUUUCGCACUCAGCACGAGCGUUUACGUAUCUUGCAGUCGUGUAUCUGGUCGGUUCGCGUACUCGCAUAUCCGUGUUUGUUGUUUGCCAGCGCGUGUGUGCCGCUGUGUGUGUGCCCCUGUGAGUGUGUGAGUGAGUGUGACGGUGUGGUGGUGCGAGGGCCACACGCGCAACGAAAGCGAAAGUUUUGUUUGGCGCGCGUGUUGCCAUUGGCGUCUGCGAAUUUGCACACACACAACCCCCGUUCCCGGCUUUCCCCUUCCCGCCGCCCAGAAUAGAUUAAAAGCGUGUGAAAACAAAUGGGAAAAUAUAACAAAAAUAUAGGAAAAUUAUAAGAAAAGUAAAGAGAUAAUGUUCAUUACUGCCAAUGAGGGUGCAUUAAAUUAGGCGAGCCUAGGCGGAGGAAACACGACGACACGGCAGCAUUGCUCCCGCAAAAACCGGUGACCUGAGCAAUCGCCUCGCCUCGGAUCAGCCUUCUUCGGCUUUAACUAUCGGAUGACGGAUAAGGCAUAAAUAAUGAAAAGUAAUUUCAGCGCAUAUUGGCGCAUUGACAUCGGCCUGGAACCGACAGACUGAGCGGCUUGGGGGCUGACGGUCUGGGAAAAGCGACUUAACCGCCCCACAAGUAUUUUAAAUACUGCGGACAGGGGCAAAUGGAACGCGGGGCUGUGGUCUGAGCACAGUGUGAAUAGACGCUGCCAGAAGAGAAAGACUCGCCAGAAGAUGGCGCCCACCAUAUGUUCGGAGAAGAAGCAGCUGCGCGAAACGAGGCGACAUCAUGGCGUGGCCACAGCCGCCAUAUCAUCCUCCUCAGCCUCAGCCGCAGCCACCACAUCCUCGUCCUCAGCCUCAUCCACGGGAUCCACAUCUGCAGCCGCCGCCACACAAGCCAGCUCGGUGCUCAACUAUGUGGCCAAGGGUUCGAUGACCUCCUCGGGUCGCCGCCGCCCGGUGAGGCUGCAGCGCCGGAUGCCGCACAUUCUGGCCCGCGUGGCCUCCUUCUCCACGGACACGAGCAGCGGCGUGGAGACGGAGGUGGAGCAGGAGAUGGACUCCGACCAGCGGAUGCAGGGCGCCGAGGACAGCUACUUGGAUGCCAGAAUCCAGCAACAGCCACAUUCCAGCAGCGACAACAACAUCAAGACAGUAUUACAGCCGACGAUGGCCGGUGGCUACAGCAGCAAGCACAACCGAUCGGCGGGGCAGGCCAAGAACUGUGAUCAGGAGAUGGUGCCACUGCAGGUGGUGGUGGACGACGACGACGACGGCGACAGUGGGUACGAGUACAGCCAGGACCCGAUAAAGGAGCAGCACCUGUACCACCAGAACAGCGAGGGCCUUCUAUCCAUUGCCAUCAAGACCAUCAAGCUGGUGCAGCGCAACAAGCUGCUGCAGAAGCGACUGGCCCAGCUGCAGCUGGAGACCUCGGAGUUCAUUGCCUCGGUGCUGGCCAACCCGGAAAACCGCCAAUUCCGGGAGAAAAUCUCGCCCAAGGCCGAGGCCAAGGUCAGCAACAUGCUGCUGCGCCACUAGGGGGGCGCUUUUCUUUUUGAUCUGGAAAAAUCAAAACCGUUUAGCCCCGUUUCUGGACGUGAUAGAGAGGGUAUAAUUUACAAAAUUAAUUUACUUUCAUCUGUAAUUGUAUUUAAUUUAUUAACUUAUCAAAACAAUCUGGGCAACAUGUUGCUGCAACAUUGCUAAGGCACAUUCAAAAAACCUUGCCUACUUCUGUGCUGCGUAUGUAAAAUGGAAAACUACAUGUCAAAUGUAUGUAGAAUCUGAAUAUCCCUUUUCAAAUAAAAUUUCAAAAAUCAUUUACCAAGAAAAAAACUUGUCCACACGUCCAGGAAACCCAUUUUUUACGGGCUUAGUUUUGAAGAAUUCGUACUGAUUAAAUUUACAACAAAAAUGCAUCAAAGCAUAACAAUAUAAAUUUAUACAACAUAGAAGAGCGCUAUGCUAACAUUUACAAAAACAAAAAUAUUUAUAUGAAUCCAAAAAGUCCAAAAGUGUAUCCGUAGUCGUUAAGUACAUUCUAUGUUUUACAGUUUCUACACUCAAGAAUUAAUUUAUAAUAAAUCUACCUAAUACAUAUAUCUAGAAACAAAAACCAGGCAUAAUCAAUGGAACCCUACGACGCUUUUCGCUUUAUACAACAAAUAGGUAUAGUGAAAAUUAAUUGACAUGCAAAGCAAUUGGUUUAAACAAAAAAUACGUAAAUCAUUUUCGGUAUUACUAAAUUAGCCGAUAUACUUCAAUGAGUAUGCCUAAGUAUAUGCAAACUAUCAAGCAACGCAAAUCAAAGCAAAACCCAAAUACAAGCUAACUAAGAGCAAAAAUCGUUCCAAUUCUAAAACUUUUAAUCAAAUCAAAUUAACUGGCAUUCUCCACAUACUUACAAGGAUAUCAGUCAUCAAGCUCGCCACAAAGAAGAUUUCAUCAAUAAAAUUAGUGACAAAUUAAACAUA
This is a messenger RNA of Drosophila biarmipes, 2531 nucleotides long. RefSeq lists its product as uncharacterized. NCBI's taxonomy places the organism in Eukaryota, Metazoa, Arthropoda, Insecta, Diptera, Drosophilidae. The transcript is spliced from 4 exons. The record is from RefSeq and is a predicted model, not a curated record. The coding region runs from base 787 to 1596 and encodes 269 amino acids.